Suillus fuscotomentosus is the source of this 966-nucleotide messenger RNA. RefSeq names its product fatty acid hydroxylase superfamily-domain-containing protein. Gene Ontology annotation, molecular function: iron ion binding; oxidoreductase activity. The record is from RefSeq and is a predicted model, not a curated record. Gene Ontology annotation, biological process: lipid biosynthetic process. The coding region runs from base 1 to 966 and encodes 321 amino acids. NCBI's taxonomy places the organism in Eukaryota, Fungi, Basidiomycota, Agaricomycetes, Boletales, Suillaceae. The transcript has 3 exons.
AUGAACUCAACCUGCCCGUUUUUCGUGAUAGGCAAAACCGUGUGCCUCUCCCUGGUCAGAAUCCCAUUCUACUUUUCUCUGCACCAAAACAUAUUCGAUGACAUUCCAGACACCUACGUCGCACUUGGUGCGCCAGUGCUCGCUUUUUGGCUCAUGUCUUUCAUGUUCUACUGUCUUGACAUCUCUGGCUGGCAAUGGCUGGAGAAAUAUCGCAUUCACGAGUCCAAGGAAGUCAAGUCCAAAAACUUGGCGACACUUUGGGAGGUCGCAUGUGCUGUUAUAUUCCAAAAUGUGAUGCAGACUCUGAUAGGUUUUGCGUGGUUGGCAGAGCCGCCAGUGAUCUCGGUUGCGCGGUGUCAGAAUGAGAUGGAGGGCUUGGGAAGAACACUGGUCUUAGUCGUGCGAGGUCUCUUUGGGGAGGAGACGGGGAUGAAAAUAUUGGAGCAGUGGGGGCCUGGGAUGACCCAUUGGCUGUACUGGUGGGGAAUCCCAGCUGCACAGAUAUUCUUCGCGAUGUUCACCGUCGAUACCUGGCAAUACUUCAUACAUCGCUUGAUGCACACAAACCAAUAUCUCUACAGAAAGGUCCACUCAGUGCACCAUAAACUUUAUGUUCCUUAUGCCUUAGGGGCAUUAUAUAACCAUCCCUUCGAAGCCCUUUUGAUGGACACACUAGGCAUAAUCAUUGCAGAGCAAGUCACCCAUCUUUCUAUACGACAAGCCAUUUUCUUCCUCGUGUAUAAUACGUGCAAGGGUGUCGGCGAUCACUGCGGAUACAAUUUCCCAUUUGAUCCCUUCCAACUGAUCAGCAGAAGUAACUCAGACUAUCACGACAUACAUCAUCAGGCCGUCGGCAUCAAGUCAAAUUUCUCACAGCCUUACUUCAUCCAUUGGGACAUACUUCUUGGCACGCGCAUGACCAGAGAAGACAUUCAAAAACGUGGACAGAAAGUAAAGAUGACGUGA